GAAGAAGAAGGAGAAGAAAAAAAAAGGGUAAGAAAGAAAGGAAGGGAAGAAAAGGAAAGGAAUCCGUGGUUCCAGGCUUGCACUCCAAUCAUCAUUAGCCCAAUCGUUGAGGCAAAGUUAUCAUAUGCUUUUGGUCUUUCUCCGUAUAGACUCACUCCCACUCUUACUCUGAUUCUGCCCACAGCCCACUGACUCACAUGCUGCCUUCUGUGGGCUCCAAUUCGCAACCCCACAUGUGGGGGGCACGCGCCACCAGGGGGUGUGGGGUGGAGGGAAUGGGGUGAAGGGUGAAGGGUGAAGGGUGAAGGGUGAAGGGUGAAGUGAAUGCGUUGGCAAAGUGUGAGAAAGAGAGAGUGAAACGGAGUUGACGUUAAACAACCUCUCUCUUCUCUCUCUUCUCCUCCACCUCCACUUCCAGCUCUCUUUAAUUCCCUCUCUCCUCUAAAUUUGAAUAUUUUCAGUUACAACGUUUGUUUCUCAUGGGUGUUGUUUGUGUGUCCCACUUUCUCUCUCUAACCUUAACCUUUCUCCCUCCAAAAUUUCCCACCUAUAUUAACUUCCAAGAUUAGAUUCACGGACUAUUUCACACUUUAACUCCCUCUCUUUGUAUGGGGUUGGGCUUUUGACUCUCCUUUCCUUCUGUUAUAUAUAUGUAUAUAUAGACGCCUACUCACCUCCCCCACCUUGCUUCCUCCAACCCCAUCUCUCGAUUUUCUCUGUUUCACAUCAACUUCUCCCUCUGGUGGUGGUGGAGGAAGAUGGAAGCUCAAGACGAAUACGCUCAUAUUGUUAAGGGAAAGCGCACCAAGCGUCUCAGGCCCCACUCUCCCCUCCCUUUUCCCAUCCCUACUAAUUCUUCCACCGCUGAGGGAGGUGAUAGCAGUGGUGGCGAUGAUUCUAAUCUUAUGCAUAUCAUCACCAACUCCAAUUCCGCCUCAUCUCCUGCCAAUUCCUUUGACUUGUUUCAACAAGACAGCUCCGAGGAGGAUGAGGACUUGGCCAAUUGCCUGAUUCUCCUGGCUCAAGGUCAAUCACGGGAGGAAUCCAAGGUGGAAGACGGAGGUGGAAGUGUGGCAGCCGCCGCCACUGCCACGGCAAAGGCGGGUUUCUACGCCUAUGAGUGCAAGACUUGCAACCGGACUUUCCCGUCGUUCCAGGCGCUGGGAGGGCACAGGGCGAGUCACAAGAAGCCCAAGGCGUUCAUGGAAGAGAAAAAGAUUUUCGGGUUUUUGGAGGAGGAAGAAUCGCAGUUGAAGCCUCUCACACUACAAUUGAGCAGCAGAGCUUUUAACAGCAGCAGCAGCAAGUCAAGGAUCCACGAGUGCUCCAUCUGCGGGGCGGAGUUCACGUCGGGGCAGGCCUUGGGAGGGCACAUGAGGCGGCACAGAGCCCCCAUCCCCAUCCCCUCCACCAACACAACCCUCUCCCUAAACCCACUCCCUGGCUGCUUGGAGCCUGAGCAAGCCAAGAGGCCAAGAACUCUACUCUCACUGGAUUUGGAUCUCAACCUUCCAGCUCCGGAGGACGACCACAACCAUCCUCGGGAACCCAAAUUCUCCUUCACGCCCAAGCAGCAACAACAACAACAACAGCAGCAGCAGCAGCAGCAGCAACAGCCAUCACCUCUCAUGUUCCCGGCCCCCACUUUGGUGGAUUGUCAUUACUAAAAAGAAAGCUUCAAACACUUCUAGUCUCCCCCCAAACUCAUCAAGGCCUAACCCAUCUGUAUUAAUCUUUUACUUCAUUGUUUAAUUGUUUUUAAAUUAUGGAUUCUUUUUCAUUCUUUUGAUCAUC
Vitis vinifera (wine grape) is the source of this 1794-nucleotide messenger RNA. RefSeq names its product zinc finger protein ZAT5-like. Lineage: Eukaryota; Viridiplantae; Streptophyta; Magnoliopsida; Vitales; Vitaceae. The record is from RefSeq and is a predicted model, not a curated record. The transcript has a single exon. The coding region runs from base 759 to 1667 and encodes 302 amino acids.